CUGUGAGGGUUCACUUUGUUUAGAGUAGUCGGAAGCAGAAGUGAACCCUCUUUUAGCACGAAUUAAUGCUAUUUCUCACAUUCCCUUGCUUAAAUUUCGGUGUUUAGGCUCAUGUUGAUCAUAAUUCAUCUCAGCGUAUGCGCAUGCGUAGAAAGCGUAGAGUCGGUUAGUGAGAUUUAAACGCAAGGAGGUUGUGCUAGCUCGUUAGCCGCUAGCAGUUUUUGGGGAUAUAUCGUUUCCUCGCCAGGCAUUUCAUGCGGCUUUUAUGAUUGAGUUUGCUGCUUUAUAUUAAGUAAGUGGAUGCACGUCUAAUCAUGGCUUCAAUUCUCGAUGAGUAUGAGGACUCCCAAAACAACAGGCAAACUUCCCAGCAGCACAGCCGCCUAUCCCCUGCUAACAUCGGGCUAACACAUUCAGGCUUUGUGAACGUGAGGCUCGAGGAAGAGAAACCAAUAUUCAACAAACAGAGGAUCGAUUUCACCCCACCUGAGAGGAUAAACCAUUUGGCUGUCUGCAGCAACCAGCUGUGCAUGAGUCUGGGAAAGGACACUUUGUUGAGAAUUGAUUUGGCCAAACCAGAUCAACCGAACCAGGUUGAAUUAGGGAGGAAAGAUGACAGUAAAGUCCACAGACUGUUCUUGGAUCCUACAGGCUCCCAUCUGCUGAUCAGCCUGAGCACCAGUGAGUGUAUGUACCUCAACAGGAACACACAGAAGGUGCGCAGUCUGUCCCGGUGGAGGGGCCACCUCAUCGAGAGCGUGGGCUGGAACAAGCUGCUGGGCAAUGAGGCCAGCACAGGACCCAUCCUGGUGGGCACCAGUCAGGGCAUCAUCUUUGAGGCUGAGAUCUCGGCGAACGAGGGCAGCCUGUUCAACACUAACCCGGACCAGUACUUCAGACAGAUCCAUUCCCUGGAAGAAGAUGGCAAGCCCGCACCCAUCUGCUGCUUGGAGGUUGAGCGCGGCCCGGAAAACAAGUACUUCAUCAUCGCCACCACCCGUAAACGCCUGUUCCAGUUUGUGGGUAAGCUGGCCGAAGGGUCGGAGCAGCAAGGCUUUAGCUCCAUCUUCAAUCAGAACCAGGACCUGCUUCCCAGCUUUCAGGAGUUCCCAGCCAACAUGGGGUACAGCGAGAUCACGUUCUACACGGCCAAACUUCGCAACGUCCCAAAAGCGUUUGCGUGGAUGAUGGGUAACGGAGUUCUCUACGGCCAGCUGGACUACGUCAGGCCUGAUUCACUCCUGAGUGACGUUCAGGUUUGGGAGUACACUCCUGACAUCGACAUUAGUCACAGCAGACCCAUCUCCAUUGUGCUGACCCAGUUCCACUUCCUGCUCCUCCUCCCUGACCGAGUCAAGGCCAUCUGCACUCUGAACGGGCAGGUGGUGUACGAAGACAUGUUCCCAGAUAAAUUUGGCGCCUUAAAGAGGAUGAUCAAAGAUCCCGUGGGUGGGUUGGUGUGGAUCUACACGGAGCGGGCAGUUUUCCGCUACCACAUCCAGCGUGAAUCCAGAGACGUGUGGCAGAUGUACAUGAGCAUGAAUAAAUUUGAUCUGGCCAAGGAGUACUGUCGUGACCGGCCUGAGUGCAUGGACAUGGUGCUGGCCAAGGAGGCCGAGUACUGCUUCCAGAACAAACGGUACCUGGAGAGCGCCAAGUGCUACGCGCUAACGCAGAAUUACUUUGAAGAGAUUGCGCUUAAGUUCAUCGAAGCCAAACAAGAGGAGGCCUUGAAGGAGUUCUUGCUGAGGAAGCUAAAUAACCUGAAGCCGAGUGAGAAAACGCAGAUCACUUUGCUGGUCACCUGGCUGGUCGAACUUUACCUGAACCACCUCGGGCAGCUGGAGAGCGACGGCAACAGCGUCAUCUUCCAGGAGACCCGCGACGAGUUCCGCGAUUUCCUGAGCAACUCCAAACACAAGGAGUGCCUGUUCAACAACCGCAGCACCAUGUACGACCUGCUGGCCAGCCACGGCAACGUGGACGACAUGGUUUACUUCUCCGUGGUCAUGCGCGACUACGAGCGAGUGAUUUCCCACCACUGCCAGAACGACAACUUCAGCGCGGCGCUGGACGUGCUCGCCAAGCACUGCGACGAAAAGCUUUUUUACAAGUUCUCGCCUGUGCUCAUGCAGAAUAUACCUAAACGCGUGGUGGAUGCGUGGAUUCACAUGGGCAAGAGGCUGGACCCCAAGAAACUGAUCCCAGCUCUGAUGAACUACAGCCAGAUGGGCAGCACACAGCAGAUCAAUGAAACCAUCCGCUACAUGGAGUUCUGUGUGUACGAGCUGAAAGUGACGGAGGAGGCCAUCCAUAACUACCUGCUGUCUCUUUAUGCAAAGUACAGACCAGACUCUCUGCUGUUGUAUCUGGAUCAGGCAGGCACGCACCCCUCGGAGAUCUACUAUGACCUGAAGUACGCCCUCAGGCUGUGUGCAGAGCAUGGCUACCUCCAGGCGUGUGUGCUGGUGUACCGAAUAAUGGAGCUGUACGAGGAGGCGGUGGAUCUGGCUUUACAAGUGGACGUAGACUUGGCCAAGAAAUGCGCCGACCUGCCAGAAGAUGACGAAGAGUUGAGAAAGAAGCUUUGGCUGAAGAUCGCCAGGCACGUGGUGCAGGAGGAGAAGGACGUGAAGAAAGCCAUGAACUGUCUGUCGAGCUGCAACCUGCUCAAGAUUGAAGACAUCCUGCCUUUCUUUCCAGACUUUGUCACCAUUGACCACUUUAAGGAGGCCAUUUGUGGUUCCCUGGAGGAGUACAACAAGCACAUUGACGAUCUGAAGCAGGAAAUGGAGGAGGCCACGGAGAGCGCUAAACGCAUCAGAGAAGACAUCCAGGAAAUGAGGAACAAGUACGGGGUUGUGGAUUCCCAAGAAAAGUGUGCUGCUUGUGACUUCCCAUUACUCAACCGACCCUUUUAUUUGUUUCUGUGCGGUCACGUGUUUCACUAUGACUGCCUGUUCCAGGAAGUGACUUCUCAUUUGUCAGCCUUCAAGCAAAGUCGCCUGGAAGAGCUCCAGAAAAAGCUGGCCGCCACAUCGCAGUCUUCCAAAUCACGCCACCAUCAAGCACCAAAGGAAGAAGGAGACACUUCCAGCCUGGGGAAGGGCACUGCAGGCACAAGCCGCGAGCAGAUAAUAUCAGACAUCGAUGACAUCGUUGCGUCCGAGUGCGUGUACUGCGGCGAACUGAUGAUCAAAUCCAUCGACAAGCCUUUCAUCGAUCCACAGAAAUUUGAGCAAGAGAAAUCCAGCUGGCUGUGAAUAAAUACUCUUCUACUUUCAGUGUGAAAAUGAAGCAUAGCGUGUUUAUAUCUGAGAAAA
This is a messenger RNA of Nematolebias whitei (Rio pearlfish), 3323 nucleotides long. RefSeq names its product VPS18 core subunit of CORVET and HOPS complexes (gene vps18). Gene Ontology annotation, biological process: endosome organization; intracellular protein transport; organelle fusion. The transcript has 9 exons. Gene Ontology annotation, molecular function: protein-macromolecule adaptor activity. Gene Ontology annotation, cellular component: HOPS complex; endosome. NCBI's taxonomy places the organism in Eukaryota, Metazoa, Chordata, Actinopteri, Cyprinodontiformes, Rivulidae. Bases 315 to 3263 code for a protein of 982 amino acids. The record is from RefSeq and is a predicted model, not a curated record.